UGCCAUGAGGAGCUGAAGAAGAACAGUACUGAUCCCCCACCAUGUUCACUUGCAAGCCAGCUCUGGAUAGGAUGCAUACCAUGGCAGCUCCAAGUGUUGACAUUUCCUGAACAACUCCUAAUCACUCUCCUAUACCCUCAUGUAUAUGUUUUCAAACUCUUCCCAAAGUGGCAUGGAGGAGUGUUGAAUACAUCAACAUGUCAGUGUGCAAUCACAUACAGUCUUGACAUGGCUGGCAUAGCAGCUAUGGUUGAAGGGAAGUUGAUGCCACAUCCACCUGUAAUCCUAGCAUCACUCAUAUCCAUGACAUUCAUUGGGAUGGGAGAUUUACCAAAGAACUGGAUACACUCAAUGUUCUGGGUGCAGCAGCAUGUAGUCUUUGAAGCAUUACAUUGGCUGAAAGAGCACAAUGUGAAACACUAUGGUGAUAUUGAGAUCAAUGCACCAUGGAUUGAAAGCCUACCAGAAGAUGACAUACCUGAAGAAAUUAUGUCCAUCAUAUGA
Pisolithus orientalis is the source of this 504-nucleotide messenger RNA. RefSeq lists its product as uncharacterized. The annotation marks the transcript as partial. The transcript has 2 exons. NCBI's taxonomy places the organism in Eukaryota, Fungi, Basidiomycota, Agaricomycetes, Boletales, Pisolithaceae. The record is from RefSeq and is a predicted model, not a curated record.